UGCUAGAUGCCGACUAUCUCGAGUCCUCCAUAGAUACCCCUUCGUAUCCCUGACGUCGCGAAGUUCCUUUGCCUCCGACUACCACUCUCCCACCAAGGGAAACGACGAUUCUCUGUUGCUAGCCGCCAUUCAUAGUAUGACACAUAAUGUCGAGUUCGUCCCGCACCAGAUACGCGCGGACGCCCGGAAAAGUGGCUGCUCCAGCCAUGCCUGCGAAAGCGUGGACCCUGACCGUGGAGCUCGACAAGGAGACAUACUGCCAGUACCGACCCGGCCGCAGGCGCCUGGCGCCCAUCACGCUGCUUCCAACCCAUGAUAGCCAAGCAACGAUUGUAGAAGAAUAUAUUGUGCGACCUGAGAACUCUCGAGACGGUCAACCACAUCGAGAAUACCUGAUCACCUGGCCCGACCUGCCGACGACGCGAAUCACGGUCGACGCGGCGGAGAUUCGAGACUACGUCUCGGCGCGGGAGUACGAGAGAUGGAACGAGGUGCAAGCCGAGGCCCGCGAGCGCGCGGAGCUGGCCCAGGAAGAGGCCGAGAACGUGCGGGCGGUCGAAGAGGCACUGCGACGCGAACGCGAGGAAGAGCUGGCCAAGCGCGGUAUACUGCUCCGCAGCGGCCUACUCGGGAGCUCGCGCGACAACUCGGUGGAGAUGCACACACGAUCUGCGUCGCGGGAGGGCCGAAGGGAGGAAUAUGCACCAUCGAAAAAGAAAGGUCGGCCGAACUCGGAAGCCGACGAUGAGCAUAUUAUUCGAGAGCAGCUGGAGGAUCUGGGAGGAUGGGACGACAGCAGAGCUCUCAACAGCGAAUGCCUUUUGGCGAUGGCGCGGGAUGAGCUGACGCUUACGACGUCGGAGGCGGCGAGCCGCGCUUCUAGCAGACUGCGUCAUCUAGAGCCGCCGCGGAAGAAGCAGAGGACCAUAUCUCCUGUGCCGCUCCAACUGGGCGGCCCUUCACGGCACCAACCGACGGACACAUGGGCCUUUGCGCGGGGCGCGUCGGAAGCCGCACCACCAUCGGAAAGCAUACGGCGGCCAGCCAGGUCUUCCCCGACGCCGAGGGCACAGAAGAACCCUGGCCCCGGAACUCCUACGACAUCCGGCCGACUAUUAACAACAACUGUCUCAGCGCCGGCCAAGUCCUUGCGUGAAACCAGCCGUCAACCUGACGCCACGCCGAGGCCGAGAUUUACGCCACUGGCCGUGAAUAGCUCGCGGUGGACUACAGUCAGCAACCCAUCGAAAUCUGGCAAAACACCGACGCCAAAGCCGGCGGCUCAGGAUUCCUCGUCAACACAAAAGCAACGGAGUAAAAAGAAGCCUACGCCCCGGGCGAAGCAAUCUGACGCCGACGAGGCCGAAGGGAAGGACGAAGGAGGGGACGGCAACGAAGGCGAUCCAGUAUACGAGGUCGAGCGGCUGGAGGCGACCAAGGUGCUCAUGAUCGGUGGCGAACCGGUGCGGCAUUUCCUGGUGCGGUGGAAAGGCGACUGGAGCCCGGACGAGAACCCCACGUGGGAACCCGAAGACAACAUCCCGGCUGGCAUGGCGCGGCGGUUCCUGAAGAAGGCAAAGGGGCUGGGCCUCGACGGGGCGAGCGACGCGCCUGGCGCAUCAGCAUCACGGGCCGGUCUCUGGACGCAGCGGAAGUGGUCGAGCGUGUCGGAGGCUUUCGCGGGGAACGUGGACGACGAGGAAGACGGCCACGGAUCCGACAAGGCGAGCGAGCAGAGGGGGGAUGAUGGGUUCGUGGCCAAGACGGAGAAGGAUGACGGGGAUUACGGGGAUGAGCUUCUCCUGGUCACGGAUGAUGGCUCGAACACGCUGGCGCCCAUCUCGGGUCAAAGUGUUUUGAGUUGGGAAUUGGCCAUGGGACGGCGGUUCGGGGAUGAGACUGGGAUGGUGGGUUGAUGAUGAUAUAUUAAGCCCAUGAAGUCCACAACGGAAGAAGCCUUAUUACUUUGUAUUCUGGGCUUUGUGGUGCGUGGUGGCAUUGGCAUUGGCUUUGCUAUUCUUUGUUUGCAGGGUUGUUCCGCAUUCAGCCAACGCCUGGGAGUAGCCACCACCUCAUUUAUAUUCACCUACAUAUAUUGCAUAUGUAUGACUUCGAGACGCCUGGAGGAUCCAUGCCGGGGGAAGGAGAAGGGGUCAAGAAGAGAGGGAGUGUGUAAAUGAAGGGAGGCGGCAAACAGACAUUGCCUUGGGCUGGGGCAAGCGGCAUAAGCGGAUGAUGAAGAGCAACGGGGAAUUCAA
This is a messenger RNA of Sodiomyces alkalinus F11, 2258 nucleotides long. RefSeq lists its product as hypothetical. The transcript is spliced from 2 exons. The record is from RefSeq and is a predicted model, not a curated record. The coding region runs from base 147 to 1916 and encodes 589 amino acids. Lineage: Eukaryota; Fungi; Ascomycota; Sordariomycetes; Glomerellales; Plectosphaerellaceae.